UAAUGCCUACAGGCAACAUCGUAAACAACGUGCUGUUCGUGCGGCAGAAAUCAUCUUUCUUUCGUUUUUAUCUUCACUCAUUCUCCUACUAUCGUCUAUAUAUGAAAUUAAAAAAGAAAAGCUUUGAUUGUAACCGACCUUCAUGUACAAAAUAGCAGAGGUACCGUAACUUUAGCGGUGGCUUUAGCUCAGAUUCAUUGAAAGAUAGAGGCAAAAGCACAGGGAUUGGUCCUUUUAAUCUCUUCUUUCUAGAGGACAGCGAAAUUAUGAGAUCCACACCUUUCCCGUAUGUAACACGAAUAAUAUUUCAUCAAAAAGGUGUUACACGUACAUAAAGGUGUUUCAUUUAAACUAUGGGUCGUUUACUUGCUUGCCCGUUGACUUACGGUUAAAUAAUCGAAAAAUUCAUUUUAAAUUCUCUUAUUGUUUUUAAAAUGCUUAAAAUUAACUUUCACAAUUGAUAUUAACAAAAUUAUUCAAAUAUUAUUUUUAUAUUCUGUAUUUAGAAGCAUGCAUUUUAAUAAAAAAAUUAUUAUUAUGACUGACGAUGACACGUCCUACUUACGUUAAACGGUUGCAAAUUGAUUAUUAAAAUUAAUUUUAGUUAAAUUUAAAUUCAACAUACUUUCUGAUCAGGAUGUGACAACAUAGCUACGUCAAACAAAAACACAACAAACUUAAUCCAUGUUCAUUUUUAUCAAAUGUCAUCAAGGCCUAUAAGAAACCAGUGGACUUCCCUCCUCGCUUUCUAUAGAAUAUCUACUGGUGUCUAUGCAUAGGUAUUAACAGUAGGAGACUACUUCGUCGAGGUUAUGUCCAAAUUAGCCACCCUUUAUGAAGAAAAGAGCAAGUUUGGCUACGUUUUCCCCAAAACGUUCAAGCAGGUAUGGUGUUAGAUCCAUUAGUUUACCAACUAGCUCGCAUCCAAGCACUGUUAGAAUUGAAGAAGAGCUGAGCAAGUUUAUAUCAUGGGAGGCAUCAUUAAUAUCAAAAGUGGAAACAAUUUGCUUUGGUCUAUCUGGCCUAGCAAAUUUGUACAAAUGCAUAGAAGAUCUUCUAAAAUUGCCAUUGACCCAACAAGCCCUAGGCCAGCACCAGAAUGAGAAAUGGGUCAAUGAGCUAUUAGAUUGUCCAGUGAGAUUUUUGGACCCAUUAGCCAAAACAAGAGAUUCCAUUUUGUCAAUGAAAGGAAGUGUUGAAGAACUUCAGUCAGCACUUAGAAGGAGGAAGGUUGGAGACUUAAACAUGGAAAGUCUUCUUUCUACAUAUUGGACCCUUAGAAGGAACAUGAGGAAAGAAUGCACAAAAUCUCUUCUUUUAUUGAAGCAAAUAGAUGAGUCAUUUGGGGCCCCUACAGUGUUGGAUCUUAAUGACCACCUCUAUGCAGUGGUAAGAGUGCUUAGAGAAACUAGUUUGAUCGCCAGCUCCAUCUUUCAGUCACUUCUUGUGUUCCUUUCUUCACCAAUCUUGAAAUCGAAGCCUAAUAAGUGGGAAUUUGUCUCAAGAUUGAUGCAGAGAGGGGUGUUUGCUUGCAAUAAUCAACAGAAAAAUAUAAAUGAAUUGGAAAAGGUGGACUUAGCACUUAGCAGCUUGAUUAUGGACCAUAUGAGCAAAGAUGCUGAAGCUGAGAAGAUUCAAUCAGCACAUGAAAGGUUAGAAACUUUGUUGGUAAGCAUUGAAGAGAUUGAGAACAGAUUGGAAUGCUUGUUUAGGCGCCUUAUUAAUACUAGAGUGUCUUUUUUGAAUAUAUUUUCUCCUUAAGGUAAGUAAAAUAUGAUAGACUUGAAUAAUUAAGAACUAAAGUGCAAUAAGGCCUUGUGCAUAUCACAGUUUCUAACAUUUUCCAAAUGUACAAACAGAGUUGUUAUAUAUAUGUAAUUCCUAUUUCCUACAUGUUUGUUCUUCAUUGAACUUCUAUAUCUUUCCAAAUUUUCCCCCUUUUACCAGAAUACUCAUCGUCUGUUAUUUUCAGAAAAUAGAAAAUUUCAAGUCUCUUUCAGUAGUGACCUCAAAUUUUGUCAUUUCUACAAAGCAAUGACAUUAAACACAUUGACGAUUGAAUUGGAUAAUUUAAUCCAUAGUUUAAAUAAUGUUUCAGAAUGUCACUGGGCAUAUAGCUCGUGACUGGGGCAGGCGGGAAUUAAGGUAGAGAUAGCAUAUUUAAAUUGUUGUAAUUCUGUGUACAUUUUGUGAACGUUUAUCGAAGUAUACAAAAUAAAAAUAAUAAAUAAUAAUUCUUAUUAAAGAUUAUAAUAUUCAACAUUAUUAAAUAUUGAUGCGUUAAGAAAAAUAUUAUUCUUAUUCUUAAAAUAGCCACAAUUCGACUAUUAUUUAAAGUCCUCCUGCAAAUAAAGAGCCACCGUGGCGUCUUAUUUUGCUCCCAAUUUUGUUCUUGUUUUUAUCGAUCAUUGGAUACCGACCCCACCCACCCUAAAAAAAGCCAGAACAACGGUGUCAUUAUCAUUUCCCAGUGCUCAUCAGUCACAGAACGUAAAUUGCUAAGUGCAAAUAUAUCAGUUCUUUAUAAUACUUUUUAUUAUAUUACUUUUUAAUCUUUUUAUUACAAUAUCUUUUCAUGUAUUUUCUUUUCUUACUUUUUAUUGUAAAAAAUUGUAAAAAUUUAUUAUAUAAAUGCAAUUUCUCAAAAUCUAUAGUGCAUGGUUUAAGCGGGUAACUUAGAUGAGUGCGACAUGACUCUAUAGUUCGGUGAAGUAACAUUAUUGGUAAUGGUUACCUAACCAUAAAUGAUUUUAGGGUGGGUGUGAUAAUUUGCAAAACACUGCCGCUGAUUCCCAAGUGGCAACUUGCACGAGCAUGAACUGCAUGACACAAAAUUAUUAGUAAUGAAGUUGGUGACAAGAGGAAUGAUGCACUUAUGAGUAUAGAAUUUUUAAUUUAUUCCGUUGGUUGUAAUAAGUGGAAUUAGGGUCCUGUUAGUUUCUUUAUUAUUUUGAGAAAAAUAGUUAGGUAUUAGUUGCCAAAAUUGUUGGACAGGCUUCUAAAAAUAGAAGUUAGUGGUUAUUUGGGAGGGGGAGGGGGCAAACACAGUUGUAUUAGAAUCAAGGGUUAUAAAUAAACACUUGUAUAAAUUUG
Molecule: messenger RNA, 3093 nt
Organism: Abrus precatorius (Indian licorice)
Lineage: Eukaryota; Viridiplantae; Streptophyta; Magnoliopsida; Fabales; Fabaceae
Exons: 1
Coding region: 835-1761 (308 amino acids)
Biological process (GO): shoot system development; root development
Source: RefSeq, a predicted model, not a curated record